AUGAACAAUGGACACACGAGAGAGUCCAAGCACCGGAUCGCCGUUCUCGAAGAGGAAGAUGUUGAGACUUUUGUCGCCUUUUGUGAAUACGCAUACACCGGGGAUUACAAAGUCCCUGCGCUGCCGGUGGAAUGCGCAGUUAGCACGAAAACACCGGCAUCAGCGCCAACGCGUCAAAAUCAAGUUCGACCAGCUCUGAGCGAGAGUGGGAGAAACUCGGCGCUUUCCUGGCGAGGUACCUAUCGUUCGGACUCGUUUUCUUCGGUGCUACCACCUCCGGUGCCCUCGCCGCCGCCAGAGAGCCUCGUCGAAGGGCAAGAGGGGAUGCAGGAGAACGCAGUUUAUACUGUACCAGAAGAGUCUGCGCUGAGGGAAGCGCACGAAGAUAGUUCUCGAGCUGAAUCGCCUGAUGUCGUGGAAGAAGAAGAAGAAGCGGUAGCGGCGGCGCAGAGUGAGCUUCCUGUUCCGACCCCGGAGAAAGAAGCCGCGAAAUCUUCUGAGAACAGUGAAGAAGCAAAGUCUGAGCAGGCCACUGAGUCAUCUGAGACGUCGGCUCCCAGUGAGAACAUCGAGCCAGCAACAACGGAGACAGAGGAGCAUGCUGCACCCAAGGAGCCAUCACCUGCAAAGCUAGCUCUCACCGAGCCAGCAGAUUCAUCCAAAGAGAAGAAAUCGAAAAAGUCCAAGAGCAAAAAGACGAAAAACAAGCUGUCAAGUCAACCACCCGAGACGGAGCCGCCAGCGAGCCUGACUCCGCCGUCUACGCCACCUCCUCCAGAAGCUGAACCGAUUAUUCAGGAGGGAACUGCACCCGCCGAGAUUGAAGAGCAACCAGCCGUCGAUGAAUUGCACUGUCCACCGUCAGAUGAGCAGAGAGAGGAAGGUGGAGAUUCACCGUGUGAGAAACACUCCGAGUCUUCCAUUCCAGCCGUGCAGCAGCCGUCUCUACCUGCUGCAGAUGUGCCGAAAUCGCCAGAGUCAACAAAGUCGUUUGCCGAAGAUGGAAUUCCACCAGCUUCAAAUUCCAAGCCUUCAACUCCCUCUCCGUCUCGGUCGCCAACACCAUCAACCGCGCAGCGGGAGACCAUCUCUCCCAGACCCAUGCUGGACAUGUCGUUUGCACAGCAACGGUUUGAUACAUCCCCCCGACCUGCGGGGCUCAAUCUCUGGGAGGAGUUCACAGCCCUGCAAUAUGAAGACGAGGUGGUAUCUGUCUCAACGCCUCGGUUCGAUAGAUAUCCAAGUCCUCAGACUCUGCAGGGAGCCAAUCCGCCUUAUCUCACCUUUCACGCCAAACUUUACGUCUUCGCCACGCGAUAUCUUAUUCCCGCUCUCGCUCAGCUCUGUCUCCGCAAACUCCAUAACGAUCUGGUCCACCUACCCUUGAACACCAAGGAGAUAUACAAAGAGCCAGAAUCUGCCCGAGGGGAGAAAGUCAAUAUGUCCGACGCACAGGGCGUGGUGCUGGAUCUCCUGCACUACGCAUAUACCAGAACCGCUCGACUGGAGCCAAUCACUCCGACAUCCGCGACGCAGCUGCGAGAGAACGAAUUGCGGCGUCUCGUCGUGCACUAUGCAGCUUGUCGGGUAAAGCAACUGGCCAGCUGGCAUGCAGUGGGCGACAGUGGGAUGGCUACCCCGAUAGUGGCGGGGUACGCGGCUGGAGUCAAGGGAUCGAAGCCGAUGAGCAUGAAAGCCUUGCUGGAUCAGACGCCCGAACUGGCUAGCGAUCUUGUGUAUCGCAUGAUGUGA
Penicillium oxalicum is the source of this 1752-nucleotide messenger RNA. RefSeq lists its product as uncharacterized. The record is from RefSeq and is a predicted model, not a curated record. NCBI's taxonomy places the organism in Eukaryota, Fungi, Ascomycota, Eurotiomycetes, Eurotiales, Aspergillaceae. The coding region runs from base 1 to 1752 and encodes 583 amino acids. The transcript has a single exon.